CCCGGAUCCAAUAACACUAACCUCAAUCCGACCCGAAAACCUGGAAAACUAGUCUUCUUCCUCGUCGAUUCGACGCUAACUCUUUCUUUGUAAAAAGAUUAUUACCAGAAAGAACUACACUUUGUGGAAAGGUUUGAAACAAGUGAGUAUGAGAAAGGAACUGUGCAGAAACUUUCAACAGGGAAGUUGUAGGUAUGGAGAAAGAUGCAGAUACCUUCACCCACAACAAACUAAACCAAACAAUCCCUUUGGCUUUGGUACACCAUCCAGAGAUCAGCAGCAACAGAACAAGAGUUCUAAUAACCCUUUUGGAUUUGGUGUACAAGGCGGUGCCAACUCCAACAGACCAAAUCAAUCUCAGCCUUUUCAAAAUACAUGGCAACGUAAUCCUUCUACACCUGGUGUUGGUGUUGGUGGUGGUUCUACGCAGCAGUCUGGUAAACAGACGCAACAGGCAGAGCAUAAAUGCACGGAUCCUGCUGCGUGUAAGCGUCUGAUGCAAGAGGAUUUUAAGAAUGAGAGACCCAUGUGGAAGCUCACUUGCUACGCUCACUCCAAAUACCUUCCUUGUGACAUUAGUGGUGAUAUCAGCUACGAAGAGUUACGUGCCAUGGCAUAUGAAGAAUCUAAACGAGGAAUACCUCUACAGUCUAUUAUUGAAAGGGAGAGGAAUUUGCAAAAUGCCAAAGUAGCUGAGUUUGAAAACUCUCUACGGAGUCCAUACAGAGGCGCUGUUACAACCAAUCAAACUCCUAGUAUCUUCCCACCAGCUAGUCAAGUCAAUUCCUCUCCAGGAUUCUCUGCCUUCAAUCAACAACCAGCAUUCCCCAACACUAAUGCUGGUGGAGGAGUCAGUUCAUCUGGACCUCCUAAUCCAUUUGGACGGUUUAAUCAACAACCUAAUGCUUUCAGCGUUAACCCUCCUCAACCUGCUCCUUCAGGUCCAUCUUGUUUCCAGAGUCAGCCAUCAUCGUUUGGACCUGGACCAGUUGCUCCGUCUGGUUUCCAAACUCAACCAUCAGUAGUAGCAUUCAAGCCAUCAUCGUUUGGACCUGGACCAGGACUCGCCACUGGUCCCUCUGGUUUCCAGAGUCAACCAGUAUCUUUUGGACCUGGACCAGGAUUCGCUACACCUCCACAAAGCAGCAACGUCUUUCCUUCAUUCAACUUCAAUUCCCCUGUUGCACCUUUCACUUCUCCUGUUACAGACGCAACCAACAUACCGUCCGGAACCGAGCUACAAGCAGGAGGUGCUCCUGUUGAUACUAGCAUCUGGUUAAAGGAGAAAUGGAAUCCAGGAGAGAUUCCUGAGCAAGCGCCGCCUGAUGCAUUUGUUCGUCGAUAG
Molecule: messenger RNA, 1345 nt
Organism: Eruca vesicaria subsp. sativa (arugula)
Lineage: Eukaryota; Viridiplantae; Streptophyta; Magnoliopsida; Brassicales; Brassicaceae
Source: the annotation of a GenBank genome assembly